AUGUACUUCCCAACUUUUGCUAGUUGGAAUGUUAGGGGUUUUAAUAGCCCGGAAAAAGUUAGUUACUGUAAGUCUUUGAUCAAAGCUCAUGAUCUUAAACUUUUAUGCAUCUUGGAAGCAAAAGUUUCUCCUUCGUCUGUGAAUGAUCCUUGGUUUUUGCGUUCUCAUAGCCUUUAUGAGAAUGAGGGAAGCUGCAAUAAUUUUUUGGAUUCUACACCUAGUAGAAUUUGGAUAAAAUGGGAUAAGUCGGUUUUCUCGUUUCAACAACUUUUCAGCUCUUCUCAACUAAUUCAUGGUGUGCUUUCGGUGGGUUCUUUCCCGCCUAUUUUCCUUUUUGUGAUUUAUGCCGUUAACUCUGUGGAAGAAUGGAAAUUCCUUUGGGAACAACUUUUAAAUAUGACUCCUCCUUUGGAUCAGCCUUGGAUGCUCAUGGGAGACUUUAACUGUUGUCGUUUUGAAUCUGAAAAAGAGGGAGGUUCCUGUCUCACUAGUAGUAGAUUGGGUGAGCUUAAUAGCAUGAUUUUCAAUUGUGGGGUGCAAGACCUUUCUUCCACGGGUCUGUUCUAUACCUGGUUCAAUCAACGAUUGGAUAACCCGUUUCACAUUAAACUUGAUAGAGUUCUUGUCAGCAAUGCAUUUCUGGAUUUUCUGCCUAUUGCUUACUACACUGUUGAACCUCCUCUUGGUUCAGAUCAUUCCCCGCUAAUUUUUAAAUCUUCUCAAGCUAAGCCUAUAUCUGCUAGGUUCAUGUUCAAAAACUACUGGAUUAACAUGGAAGGAUUCUGGGAUGAUGUUUUGACUGCUUUCUCUUCUAGAUCUUCUAGAAGUCCUAUGGCUGCUUUUUAUUUGGUGCUUAACAAUAAUCUGAAGAAUAUAAAUGAUGAACUAGCCCCCUUGCAAGCUAAAUGGAAUUCUUGGAUUACUCAAAGGGCAAAAGUUUUAUGGCUCACCCAUGGGGAAGAUGAUCUUGGAUUUCUCUAUGCCAAGUUUAGGAGUAGGAAUAACAAGAACAGCAUUAAAGAAAUUACUACCUCUGAAGGGCAUUUUACUAAUUUCAAAGAUAUUUCUCAUGCUAUUGUUAAACACUUUGAGUCCUUGUUUAACAAUGCACAUUCUGAUCUUGAAUUACCAUUGAAUAUACCUCCAGGAAACUUAGUCCCACCUAAUUUUCUAGACAUGUUGGUGGCUCCUUUAUCUUUCUUGGAAGUGAAAUCAGCUGUUUUUGAUGGGAAUGAAAACUCUGCACCUGGACCGGACGGGUAUACCUAUGCUUUUUACAUAAAAUCUUGGCAUCUUCUUGGGUUACAAGUUUUUAAUGUGGUAAAUAAUUUUUUCACUACUAGUUCCCUUCCUAGAGGUGUUAAGGAUACAGCCAUUGCUCUUAUACCUAAAUGCUCUCAUGCUUCUAACAUCAAUGAUUUUAGGCCUAUAUCGCUUUGUAAUGUGUUAUACAAAAUUGUUGCUAAAAUCAUUGCAAACAGACUUAAAGUGGUGCUCCCUUUCAUUGUACAUGAUAGUCAAUCUGAUUUCAUUGCUGAUAGAUGCUCCACAGAUAACAUCAUCCUUGCUUCUGAAAUUCUUAGAGAUUUCAAAGGUUCUCGUAAGAGUUUUUGUGCUAAGUUGGACAUCAAAAAAGUUUUUGAUUCUGUUUCUAGGGAAUUCCUCAUUGCCAGGUUGCUUCAGAAAGGUUUUCCGAAAGUUUUUGUUUCUUGGAUAAGAGGAUAUGGCUUAUCAAAUAUUCUCACCACCAACUAUGAUACCUUUAUCUUUAAAGGUAGGGUACUUUUCCUCAAAUUUACCAUCACCAAUACCAUCGCUUACUGGAUUAGAGGUUCAAUAAUACCUAAGGGUUGUUGUGCUAAGCUAAAUAAACUCUGCUCUAGGUUUCUAUUUAACAACAACUUGGUGGAGAAGAAAUUACACCUCAUUUCUUGGUCAAAAGUUACUCAGCCUAAAGUUGUUGGAGGGCUUGGUUUGCCUUCUCUUGACGCUCUUUACUUUGGUGUUCUCUGUUCCAUAAUAGGCAGAUUUUACAACACUAAAAAUCUCCUUAGCUGCUGGUAUAAAGCUAAAUACACUUCACCUUGGAAACCUCCUCCUUCCACUGCCUCCAAUUUCUGGCUCAAAGUUACUCACACUGCUCACAGGAUUAGGGAGAAAAUCUCCUUCUCUGUGUCUAAUUCCUGUGAAUUAUCUUUUUUGUGGGAUCCAUGGAUUAAUGGAAAAGUUUUCACUGAGACUUGUAGUUUGGAUUUUUAUGAUAUGCAAGUUAGUGAUUUCAUUUGUAAUGGUAUCUGGCAGCUUCCUGAUUAUAUUCCUUCACCUGUUGCUGAUUCCAUUUUGGCGGUGAAUUUUUCUGAAUAUAACGAGGUUCUCUGGAAUGGCUCCCAUAAAUGGGUUUUUAGAAACUUUAUUGAGCAUUAUUACUCUAUUAUUUCUAAGGUUGAUUGGCACACCUCUAUUUGGCAUAAACAUAAUGUGCUUAAGUUUGCUAGUUUUACCAGGAUGGCUGUGAUUGGGAAGCUGAAAACUGCUGAUAACUUAAAUUUAAGAGGUAUUCAGACCUGGGAAGAUGCUUUUUGGGAUCUUGGUCAUUUUGUCUUGGACCAAUCCAGUAAUUUUUGGUGGAAAUACAUCAUAUUAUUUCUCGGGUAUACUAUAAUGACAGCAUAUGGCAUUGUGGGGGAAGCAGUACAAGCAGACGAUGAUGAGCAAGGCAAGUCCUCCCGAGCCAAGGAUGGCCCGUGCGGCAACCAGGCUCGAUCUUUUUCUGGUUCUUAUAUGCAGGCUGGAGGUGCUGGAGGGGUUCUGCUUCCUCUGGCUCUGGUCUCCGACGCAGGCUGUGGCGAGGGCCUUCUUGUAUUGGUGGAGGCCGGAAUUGACGAGAGAACAACACCGAAGAAAAUGCAAAGAGUUUGUGUUCAGAGAGACUUGAACGAGAUGCGAGGAUUUGGAUUGCUGCUAUCCGAUCAGAUAUUGGAAGUCAUCAGGCCAGAGAAAGCAAAGAAAUUCACACACUAUAUCAGAUUUCCUUCCGUCGACGACUUCCUCCAGUUGUGCCAGAUUUCCGAACCAUGUCACUGGAAUUUCGUCGGACUCUACCCGAUCGCAAACUCCUCCCAAUCGUCGAAGUCUUGUUAUCGUCAUAUUCUAUCCGCACUGGUACCUUCCGCCCAAAGUUGGACUUCCGCCCGUCGUAAGCUUAUGCCAGUCUCCAGACUUUUGCGGACUUCCCCCAAUCAGUUUGGGACACUUUAG
Dendrobium catenatum is the source of this 3258-nucleotide messenger RNA. RefSeq lists its product as uncharacterized. Lineage: Eukaryota; Viridiplantae; Streptophyta; Magnoliopsida; Asparagales; Orchidaceae. Gene Ontology annotation, molecular function: catalytic activity. Bases 1 to 3258 code for a protein of 1085 amino acids. The transcript has 7 exons. The record is from RefSeq and is a predicted model, not a curated record.